AUGACCAGCCCCACCUAGAGGAAUUGUGGGAAGACAUGGCAGCUUCCGGUGUUUGCGGUGGGUGAGUUUCCGUACAGUGCAGUCACUAGUUUUAAAAAGUUUAUAGCGCUUCACAACAUUAUUGUCAGUGUCGCGGUUCUGCCGGUUCGGGAUGGAGGAGAGCGGCAGUGUGGACAGCGUGGAGUCGCUAUGCAGCUCUACAACGACCCGCUCGGACCGUUCGAGUGGCCCCAGACUUUCAGAUGCUGAGCUGCGGUCUAAAGGAAGGGCACUUGAAAAGGUUCAAAAGGACCCCAGAAAAGAUGAACUUCCACUUCUACCACAGGAGAAGAUUCAGGAUGCUGCUAAAGAUGUGACUUAUAUUUGUCCAUUUAUUGGGCCGGUUAGAGGAUCAUUAACCGUCACCAACUACAGACUGUUUUUUAGAUCUACCGACAGGGAGCCAGUGUUUAUACUGGAUCUACCACUGGGGGUUUUAAGCAAAGUAGAGAAGAUCGGAGCAGCGACCAGCAGAGGAGACGUCUCAUUUGGCCUAGUCUGCAAGGAUAUGAGGACCCUGCGUUUUGUGCACAAGGAGCCAGAAGACACACUUAAGAAAUCGGUGUUUGAAGUCUUAAUAAAGUUUGCUUUUCCAGUUUCAAACAACAUGUCACUCUUUGCAUUCGAGUACAAGCAGGUGUUUCCUGAGAAUGGAUGGAGGGUUUAUGAUCCACUGGCUGAAUACAAGAGACAGGGUCUUCCGAAUGAAAGCUGGAGAAUCGCUAAAAUCAAUGAUCACUAUGAGCUGUGUGAUUCCUACCCAGCAGCACUAGUUGUCCCUGUAACCAUCACCGAUGAUGAACUGCAGCGUGUCGCUAGCUUCAGGGCCAAAGGCCGCAUCCCUGUUCUUUCAUGGAUUCACCCAGAGAGUCAGGCCACGGUGGUUCGGUCCAGUCAGCCGAUGGUGGGCCAGAACGGCCGGCGCUGCAAAGAAGAUGAGAAGUUCCUUCAGGCCAUCAUGGAUGCAAAUGCACAAUCACACAAACUUUUCAUAUUUGAUGCCAGACCCAGUGUGAAUGCUGCAGCCAACAAGAUGAAGGGAGGGGGGUUUGAAAGUGAAGAUGCUUAUCAGAACGCCGAACUGGUGUUUUUGGAUAUCCAUAACAUUCAUGUAAUGCGAGAGUCACUGCGGAAACUGAAGGAGGUCGUCUACCCCAACAUUGAGGAAUUGCACUGGCUUUCCAACCUUGAGUCAACCCACUGGCUGGAACAUAUCAAAGUAAUUCUUGCAGGAGCUUUAAGGAUAGCUGAUAAGGUGGAGUCUGGGAAAACCUCAGUGGUGGUUCACUGCAGCGAUGGCUGGGACCGAACGGCUCAGCUCACCUCACUGGCCCUGAUAAUGCUGGACUCAUAUUACAGAACCAUUCGGGGCUUUCAGAUACUGCUGGAGAAAGAGUGGGUCAGCUUUGGGCAUCGUUUCCAACAGAGACUUGGUCAUGGUGAUAAGAAUCACACAGAUGCUGAUCGCUCCCCAGUCUUUGUGCAGUUUCUUGACUGCGUCUGGCAGAUGACCAGACAGUUUCCUGCAGCUUUUGAGUUUAAUGAGUAUUUCCUUAUUACAAUACUGGAUCACCUCUACAGCUGCCUUUUUGGGACAUUUCUGUGUAACAGCGAGCAGCAGAGGCACAAAGAGGAAGUGCCAAAGCGCACUGUGUCACUUUGGUCAUUAGUGAACAGUCAGCUGGAGGAGUUUGUGAAUCCACUGUAUGUGCACUACCCUUCCCAUGUCCUUUUCCCCACUGUCGGUAUCCGACAUCUCCAGCUCUGGGUCUCUUACUACAUCCGCUGGAACCCUCGUAUGCGGCCACAGGAGCCAGUCCAUCAACGCUGCAAGGAGCUGCUAGUCAAACGAGCAGAACUUCAGAAGAGGAUGGAAGAGCUACAGCGCGAGGCAACCAAUCGCACGGCUUCUUCAUCCUCUGAGAGGGCCGGGUCUCCUACUCGCUCCAUCACGCCUGUGCAAACCUUUGUAUGAGCACUCCAGAACUACUCUAGAUCUCCAUGCACUGUGUAAGAGUGUCACACGGUUUCUUAUAUUACUUGCGGUGACCAACGACUGAUGGUAAUCCACACACUAACAUUCACUUUGCUGCUACCAGCUGGCUGGAUGGAGAAAGCUUUUAAUCACUAAACUGCUUGAAACUGGUAUUAUAUUAAUACAUUUAUUAGGACUGGGGAGGGAUUAAUACAUGUUAGAAAUACAUUAGGGCUUAUAUUGUAUGCUGAGCGUUGUAAACCUGAAGGAAGUUGGGGCAAGUCCUUACAGCUUGAGGGUUUUAAAUGCAGAUGACUUUACUUGAAAUUCCAAUCAAUUAUUGGGCUCAUUUAUAUUGACACUAUCCUUAUUGUAUAAAGAGAGAUACAGACACAUUCAUUUCAUAUUAACCAUAAUCUACCUUUUACUUACAGAUUAACAACACUGACAAAUAAUGCGUGUUGUUGAUACUAAUUUAGUUUUGUAUGCUACAGGAGUUAACCGCAAUAAAACACCUGCAGUAUCUUGCCAAUG
Molecule: messenger RNA, 2548 nt
Organism: Paramisgurnus dabryanus
Lineage: Eukaryota; Metazoa; Chordata; Actinopteri; Cypriniformes; Cobitidae
Gene: mtmr2
Product: myotubularin related protein 2
Biological process (GO): phosphatidylinositol dephosphorylation
Cellular component (GO): membrane; cytoplasm
Molecular function (GO): phosphatidylinositol-3-phosphate phosphatase activity; phosphatidylinositol-3,5-bisphosphate 3-phosphatase activity
Source: RefSeq, a predicted model, not a curated record